Messenger RNA from Pygocentrus nattereri (red-bellied piranha), 2898 nucleotides. RefSeq lists its product as uncharacterized. The transcript is spliced from 4 exons. Bases 219 to 1790 code for a protein of 523 amino acids. NCBI's taxonomy places the organism in Eukaryota, Metazoa, Chordata, Actinopteri, Characiformes, Serrasalmidae. The record is from RefSeq and is a predicted model, not a curated record.
AGCACACCACUGCAGCACCCAUCAGAUACCAACGUGACACUGCAGAAUCCAGCAGAUCCCCACGAAACUCUGCACCACCCAGUACAGCCCUGCCCAACACUGCAAUACAGGCUCUACCCUGCCCACAACCCUCCUUUGCACAGGUUGUAUCUGGCGCCAAGCAACCAGACCAUCCAGCCCUUGAAGAGAGUGGACUGAUGCUUCGCUGAUGAUGCGCCAUGUUGUCAGUGGAGGACACCGAGGUUUACAUCCCGACAGAUGCCUGCGUCCGGAACAUCCCUGUGCAGUGCCUUCCUCCGUCAGUCGCCCGAAAGAUGGGCGUGCAACCUUCACUGAGAGAGCCGAACGACUCACCACAGACGGCCACGUGGAUCUGUCCGGUGAAGCUGCGAGAAAAAGGCUCGUCCUCCAGCAGGACACCUCUGAUGCGCCGUUUCCUGACCCAGGGUCAGUUCAAGCUGCCGGUGGUGAGCUCCAACCCAGUGGCCUCCAGAAUCUUCAGCAAGUUUCUGUACUGUGGUAAAAGCGUCCCGCAGGCUGGCGAGCCGGACGCUCCAGCGGCCUGUAGCAGAGUGGCCAGCCACAGACAGAAUGCCAUCAUCCUUUACGACGGUCAGAUAUUCCUCUCAGUGAGGAGGAAAAGGGUGCUGUCCGGCCAGUCGGAUUCAAAGGGCCUCCCCUCACCUGUCCCUGCGUCACAGAUGCACCUGUUUAAGGCUCCUCCCCUUUCCUCAGCGCAAAGAGGCUCCCCUGAGCAGAUACAAAGCACUGACACGCAGCUCGGGGUGUUAAGCAGCGGCCAGCAGGGGGCAGUGCUUCCACCUCAGGUUUCACCAGACACAGUGACGCAGCCUCAGGAAGAGCUCAAGUGUCAAGUGGUUAGUGAUUUCUGCUCACAGACUGUUCCAGUGCACGAAAACAUGGAUGGUAUAAAAGAGGAAUUCUCAGAAACGUCUGAUUUAGGGAGUGAUGGAGGGAUUAGAGACACUGUGGAGCAGAAGAGGAACAAAAGAGGUGAUGGCCAGGCAGAAGAUGAGAACAGAGAAGACGAGAAACCAGCAGGAGGAGAAACUGGGCGUCCAUCUGAUGAGGAACGUGAUAAAGGAGGUGAUGUGGAUGUUGAACCAGUGGAGAACGUUGAGGAAAGUGACCAUCAGGCUGACGGACGGGUAAAUAAAGGAGAUAAUGUUAAGAAGCUUAUGGAUAAUUCACAUCUUAAUGCCGUGAAUUUGAGCACAUUUGACGUUAAGACACUGAGUGCUGCUAGUGGGAACACUAGCAUUAGCACUGAACUAAUGGAGAGCAGAGCUGAUGGCAACAUCACUGAAGCUCCUGAAGCUGGUGUUGCUGAAGAACAUGAGACUGAUGAUCAGAAUUCACCUGCCAAGCCCUGCAGAAACGGUUCUGAGAUAUUUCCCAUUAUAUCCCACAUCACUUCCCUGGCUGAAGGCUGGAAUGAUGCAGUUGGGAUUGAGAACUAUGGAACUUUCUUGAGCAGCUCAGAAGAUCCAAAGCCAGAGGAACCUCAGCACCAUGAAUCUGUUGACGGAGAACCACUCGAACAUCCACACAUGGUCACUGCUGAGGUUUCUGCUGAAGCCCAAGCCCCUCCUCCAGACAUCAGUCUUCAAGAGAACGUAGGAGAGGGUGUUCUACCCUGCUUUCUGCUGCCACUAGAAACUCACCAGCUGGAUUUUGAGGAUCUAGAGCGGGGAGAGAGGGUCCGUCGCCUCAGAAACAUGCUGAGGAAGAUGGAGGACAAACUAGAAGAAGUGAACAGCCAGCGAUGAGACUGCAUAUGGGUGCUGGGGUGUAAAACAAUUCAAGAAAACAGCCCUUAAAAAAUAUUUUUCAAAACAGAAAACACCUCUAGAAAACAUAAAACAGCCUCAGAACAACAAAAAAAAUAGCUCUAGAAACUUUUUUCAGUACUGAAAAUAAUGCUCAAAAACAUAUUCCAAAAAUAGAGAGCGUAAGAAAACAGAAAGUAGCUCUAGAAAAAAAACAGCUUUUUUCAAAAGGAAAUAGCUCUAGUACAGAAAAGAGUUCUAGAAAUAUUUUCCAAUGCAGCUAAAAGGGAGUUCAGGAAAUAAUAUUGCGCCCAACAGCUGGUGUGCAAAAUUUUAGGCUUACAUUACAGUUGGGCGGCAUAACGAUAAUAAGAUAUACUACCUUAUUUUCUAGAGCAAUAAAUAGCUCUAGAGCCACAAAUAGCUUGAGAAAACUGCAACAAAACAGAAAAUAGCAUGAACAAGAAAGCAUAUGAAAGCAUAAGUCAUACGAAACACGGCCCUAGAAGACGUCCUCAAUGCAGAAAGAAGAUCUAGAAAACAGAAAGCAUCUUGGAAUAGCUCUAGAAAACUCCGUACAGAGGACGGCUCUAGACAACGGUAUGAUCUUCAGCUCCCUAAAUCAAGCGCUGAGUCCUAAGCGCUAAGUCCUGAUAGGAAACAGCCCCUCAAAACGACUCUCGAAACGGGUUUAGAGAACAGAAAGUGCUCUAGAAAACACUGAGAAACAGCUGCAUCUCAGUAAUUAUUGUUAAAACUGUUAGUUUUGUUUCAGUUCAGGUUUUUGUUUGGUUUGUUUGCCGUUUUUGAUGCGUACGUUUGCACAGACAUCAUUGGAGAUUGUAUUGUUUAUAUAACUGACAGAGUUUUAUGUUGUCAGACCACGUAAUAAACACAGAUAAUGGUGGACAGAUGCAAACGCUGUGUACGUGUGUUUGGACUCUAGCACAGACUAGAAUCUGAUCUGAGAGAUUAUGUUCUUUUGGAAUUGUGUUUGUUUGGUUAAGUGAGAAACGAGCCUGGCGGAACCGAAGAUUAAUAAAUUAUUUUGUUUGUUUACAAGUUUAAUAGUGUGGCUAUGGAGAUUCUCACUCUGCUGAUUAUUAAA